This is a messenger RNA of Pyricularia grisea, 726 nucleotides long. RefSeq lists its product as uncharacterized. NCBI's taxonomy places the organism in Eukaryota, Fungi, Ascomycota, Sordariomycetes, Magnaporthales, Pyriculariaceae. The coding region runs from base 1 to 726 and encodes 241 amino acids. Gene Ontology annotation, cellular component: P-body. Gene Ontology annotation, molecular function: enzyme activator activity; mRNA binding. The record is from RefSeq and is a predicted model, not a curated record. Gene Ontology annotation, biological process: deadenylation-dependent decapping of nuclear-transcribed mRNA; positive regulation of catalytic activity; deadenylation-independent decapping of nuclear-transcribed mRNA. The transcript has a single exon.
AUGAGCCGCGCAACACCACGGAAAUCUCGCCACAGACGCGAUGCAAGCGGCGGCGGAGGACCCAGUGGACAACAUUUACCCAAGACUGUCGCCACGUCCGACUAUGAAUCCGAUGCCGUACACUACCUCGAGACGCGUGCCCCGGCCGUCACCGAAGCCGCCCUCCUACCACGGCUGAACCGCACAAACACCGAGAUCAACCUCUCCGUCCUGCAGCGCUGGCUGCCCAACAUCCGUUCGAUCGCAUCAAUAGCAGCCAACGCCGUCGUUUACGCAUUCUCCCCCACCACUCACGAGUGGGACAAGGCCGGCAUCGAGGGCGCAAUGUUUGUGUGCGACCAGGACCUCACCGAGCUUGGAAUGCCGCGCAGCUGCGUCUAUCUCCUCAACCGCCGCUCGCUCGACAACCUACAUAUUGACCUUGCCGCCGUCAGCCAUUUCGAAGUUCAAAAUGAGCUGCUCAUAUUCAACUUGGGUGACAAGGUCCUCGGGCUUUGGAUACAUGCCGAUCAAGAGGAUACAAGGGAUACAAAUGCGGCCACAAUACAAGAACGGUGGGCGCGUGUCCGAGCCGCUGCCGCAGUUCCUGUUGGCCAGGCAGAAGCGCAAAAGACUGGAAGCACAACUGGGGUUGGAGAGACCAUGGGGCCCGCCAUGCAGGCCAUUGGUAGGAAACUUAGCAUCAGUGAUCUGUUUGGUCGUGCAAGGGAUACGGCAGACGGCUAG